Messenger RNA from Varroa destructor (honeybee mite), 4324 nucleotides. RefSeq names its product ezrin/radixin/moesin family protein merlin (gene Mer). Gene Ontology annotation, cellular component: cytoskeleton. Gene Ontology annotation, molecular function: actin binding. NCBI's taxonomy places the organism in Eukaryota, Metazoa, Arthropoda, Arachnida, Mesostigmata, Varroidae. The record is from RefSeq and is a predicted model, not a curated record.
CCAAGAUUCUGGUGUCGCCUAUAUUGCCUAUAUUGCACAAUUGCUUGUGCGUGUUCUUUUGCGUAGAUGUAGAAAGAUCGGAAAGCUUUGUUAUUUUGGGUCGUUUUUCUAAAAUGGGGGUAUUUAUCCGACCCAGAAAUGAGUUUAACAGCACGACAUGCAACACGAGCGACUUGUUCUAAUGGUAUUUACCAUCGAAACGUAUGUGUCCUGUAAAGUUGAUUCAAUUCGAUCGAUAUAUCAUUUUGUUAUUGACAAAAAAUUAAAAGCCGUACGAAAUGGAUGAGCUGUUACCGUUGCAAGUCAGCCGCAUUGGCGUCAGCACCAUCGGAACUUUUCAAGUUUAUUUCGGUUCUAUGGGUAAAACAACUUUCGGAAACGGUACCCAGUGAAAGAGUUUCCAGUGGUAUUUUGAACGUGUGUGUAAAGUCUUCAGCACUGAUAUCCUUGUGGCGCUUUACGUAGAAAGCUAUUCAUUGUGGGACCUGCUCACUGUCACUGCUCGUUUGCGUUUGUAAAGUGGUGACCGAAGAUCUGUAACACCGCAAUGCCUCUGUCUAUUCUGGGCAAGAAGGCCUCCAAAAUGGAGGCCGUUCGGGUUUCGACGAUGGAUGCAGAACUCGAAUUUGAGCUUGAGCAAAAAGCCACUGGACGAGAUCUAUUCGAAUUAGUUUGCAGAACGAUCGGUCUAAGAGAAACAUGGUAUUUUGGACUACAAUUUGUUGAUGCGAAAGGCUUUCCAACGUGGCUAAAGCUGGAUAAACGAGUUGACCGCCAAAACUGCAAGAGCCCCCUGUCAUUUCUGUUUCUCGUCAAAUUUUAUCCAGAGGAUGUCUGCGAUGAACUUAUCCAAGAGGUGACUCAGCAUCUUUUCUUUCUUCAGGUGAAGCAAGCUAUUUUACAGCAAGAUAUUUAUUGUCCACCCGAAGCGUCUGUCCUUUUGGCCUCGUACGCGGUGCAAGCAAAAUAUGGAGACUACGAUGAAACAACAUACACUCCGGGAAUGCUUGCUAAUGAUGAUCUACUCCCCCAGCGAGUCAUUGAUCAAUAUCAGAUGACGCUCGAAAUGUGGGAAGAGCGAAUCAAGGUUUGGUAUGCCGAUCAUAAAGGUAUGACUCGUAACGAAGCGGAGAUGGAAUAUUUGAAAAUCGCACAAGACCUUGACAUGUACGGUGUCAGUUACUUUAAAAUAUGCAAUCGCAAAGACACGGACCUAUGGCUCGGCGUCUCGGCCGUUGGGCUGAAGAUUUACAAUAAGGAUAACAAGCUUGCGCCCAUCGUCACAUUUCCGUGGUCGGAUAUUCGCAAUAUUUCGUUCGAUGAUAAAAAAUUCAACAUCAAACCAGCGGACAAAAACUCAAAUAAUUUUUUGUUUUACUCAUCGAAGAUUCGACUAAAUAAGCUCAUCUUGGACCUGUGUAUGGGCAAUCACGAACUCUACAUGCGUCGGAGGAAACCUGAUUCCAUGGAAGUGCAACAAAUGAAGGCUGCCGCCAAAGAAGCGAAGUUGCGAAGACAAUACGAACGUAACCUUCUUGAAAGAGAAAAGAAGCUUCGAGAAGAGGCUGAACGCGAAAGAGCUGAACUUCAACAACGAUUGAUCAUAUGCCAACAGGAAGCACGGGUUGCUCACGAGGCUCUAAGAAGAUCGGAACAGACCGCUGAGCUGCUAGCCGAGAAGUCCCGUAUCGCUGAAGAGGAAUCUCUUCUGCUCGCGCGUAAAGCCGAUGAAGCUGAGCAGCAACGGUUACGCAUGGAAGGCAAAGCACGUGAAGCAGAGGUCAUGGUCAUGCAGAUUGCUGAGGAGAAAACCCAUGAGAUGAAUGCGUUACGUCAGGAGCUUACCCGUCUUAAGCAGGCGCAUACCGCGCAAAGCCAGUCGCGCGCACAACCCGCAGGGUCGACUCUGAGAAUCCCAUCAUCGCCGAACACGGCCAGUGGCGCAAUGGGGCCUGCCACUAGUUCACAUCAACAAGGCCAGGGUGGCGCUGGGCCGGGAACGAACGGCUCAUCGGGCGCAAUGGCCCCAGUUGGAGCUGGAGGCUUUGCUGUCGGUCAUGUGAGCACCAACCACUUUAGCAAUGUAAAUAAUAACAAUAUUAGCGCAAACAAUAAUAACCUUGAGCCGGACGAGGACAUCUCGGCAUUGACGGAAGAGAUCGAAAGGGAGAAGUCAUCGUACCAAGCAAAGACCUCUAGCGUUCAACGGCAACUGCUGCAGCUACGCAAUGAAAUACAAGACUUGAAAAAACUGGAGCACAAUACGCCAUUGGACCAAAUUUAUGAGCAGAACCAAGCCACUGGGGCGGACAAACAUGCAACAUACCGCAAAAGUGUACAAGGGGCUACCAAGAGCCGAGUAGCAUUCUUCGAACAGUUGUAAACAAACUACCAUUGACAUAGCAUAUGAAGUGGAUAAAUCCUGCACGCUGUAGACAUAUACGUUCGUAGUAACCGUGUCCCUCAUAAUUUCUGAUUAAAACUGUUUGCGUAAGCAGUUUUUUUUAUUGCUAUGACCUGUCUCUCUAAGAAAGGCUUUUGCUUACUUAAAAAAUGCACUUUUUGCCGAAAGUACGAAUUCAUAUGGUAAUUGUAUCGCUCUGUUCUUCUGCUAAAAGCGCUGCAAUGCUCGCGUGUGCUAUAUCUAAAUUAUCAGAUUUAAAGCUUAGCUAAACACUUACUUCUUCUUAAUUACAGGAGAUUGUUUUUAGGACAUAAAGCCUGAACAAAGUGGUGCUACUGUUCUUGCACAUAUGGGCAGUAUGCAUUAAAUCUUAAUUCGUAUAAUAAUAUGUUAAGAUCUUCGAUUUCUAAGAUUCGAAAUAUGUUAAGAUCGGCUAUUUGCAGGAAAUGUUAUAUAUCACACUUUUUGGCUGACCUUGUAUAUAUUAAUGCGCAGUCUUAUCGCCAUCGCUUGAAUGGCGGAGCCGUCCGCUGACCGAACAACGUUUGGCCUGUUCCCUAUCACUGCUUUACUUGUGUGCUUUGGACGUACUUUGAGAAAUAUUAUACAUGGAUACGUUAGUCUGAUUUUUGUGUACUAUGGAAAUUAGGAGUGCAUAUUUAUGAUAGAUUCGUGUUUUGUAUAUAUGGCUAUUAAAUGCGAAAACUGUUUACAGAUUUAGUCUCGGUUAGGAAGUCAUUUGAGGACGGAAGAGGCGACCCACGGAGUGUAUGAAACUUUGCGAGAUCUCAUCAGAAAUGUUCUGAUUUAUAUUAGGAGCUUUCAAAUGCAUUGUCAAAUAGAAAAUGGAGAUAUCUUAAAUUCUCGUAGAAUACUCGAACUUGACGUUUACGGGUUGCAUGCCUUGUGUAGCUGAUUGAACGAGAUUUGAGUACUAUCGAAUUGAACUUAGAAAAAAAAACAGCGAGCAGAACCAAGGAUUUAUUGUACAAUGUUUACCGUUAAGCUGUAUGUAGGCUUGUUGAUUAAUUAUACUGACCCCCCAAAAAAAGAAUGCCUUACCCAACUAAACUAUCUUAUUGUUAAUUUCGCAGCUAGGGGCUCCCACAGCACGUUCGUUAAAUGGAAUUGAUCGUACAUAUUGUGUUCGCUUUUGUGAUUCUACACAUAUAUAUGAUCUUCAUGGGUUCUAUUAGCACAGAAAUAUUAAAUGGCGAUUUUCUAAGUGACGAUAAUUGACGUUUUAUCUUCGCAUUAUAAUCGGAAAGCACUAGAGAGUACUAAAUUCACUUGAAACGGAUGUGGGUUUUAGAACGAUAUGGUCCAUUAUUCGAUGCGUCCGACACCCGUUCGUGAUAAACACUGUAGAAACACCGAAGGAAAUAGAUCGAACAGUAAGGAUAAUAAUAAAUAUAUUAUUAUUAUAGAUUAACAAGUGAUACAAAAACGAACCGCAUAGGAGUGUUCGAUAAGAUAAUACCGAACACAAAAAAGACCAUUUUGAAAAUACCUAAUAAGCAAAAGCUGCCUACCAGAGGCAACAAUGGGAGUGGUGAAGCCCUCCCCGGUAGCUUACCGCUCCAUGAAACAACCACUGAUAGCAAAGAAUGAACGAGACAAUUCCUGCUUCUAGGCAAAGAUAGAACGGAUCUGUGUGCGUAAAAUUCGCUUCUAACAAUACCGCGAGUGGUUGGAAAGUAAGCACGCAGCUGCCAAACACCAGGUUCUUUACCGUUGCAGCACAAAUCGUUAUGGUAUUAUUGAUUAUAGCUUAUAAGCCUUUAACGACGUUGUUAGGACCGUGUUCUAAUAGAACACAACAGAUCAACUAAAAAAUAAUAAUAAAUAUUAUAUUAUUUUUAAAAUGCUUCUCUUUUCGCUUUUCAAGGCAGGUAACGUAGAAUUUCGUUGACGUAAAGC